AUGGCUAAUGAAUCGAGGCCCUGCCUGUGUGAUAUUGGAGACAGGUUUGACUAUGAGAGUCGUGGCCAGGAAGUACAAGCUGAGCACAUCAAGGCGUACGUUUGCAAACCACCUGCCAGCACAGACAAAGCUGUGAUUGUGAUUCAUGAUAUAUUUGGAUGGCAACUCCCAAACACCAGAUACAUGGCUGAUAUGCUUGCUGCUCAUGGAUACAUAGCCAUCUGCCCAGACUUUUAUGUAGGAAGAGAAGCUUGGAAGCCUUCUGAUGACUGGUCCAAUUUCGAUGAUUGGCUGAAAACUCGAGAUGCCAGGAAAAUAAACAAAGAAGCUGAUGCUGUCCUGAAAUAUUUAAAGGAACAGUGUGGUGCAAAGAAAUUAGGGGUCGUUGGUUUUUGCUGGGGUGGUAUUGCUGUACGUCACCUGAUGAUGACAUACCCAGAAUUAAAGGCUGGUGUAUCUCUCAAUGGACUAAUCAAGGAUUCUGAUGAUAUAUCCAAUCUCCUGAACCCUGCAUUUUUCAUUUUUGCUGAAAAAGAUGACUUCAUUCCCCUUCGUCAAGUAUUCACCUUGCUGGAGCAGAAGCUGAAGAAAAAUUGUAAAGUCAGUUAUGAAGUUAAAAUUUAUCCUGGACAAACUCAUGGUUGUAUACAUCGCAGAAGAGAAGAUAUCAAUCCUCAGGAUAAGCCUUAUAUUGAGGGAGGAAGAAAGGAUAUGAUCAACUGGCUGAAUAAAUACAUUAAUAGAAGAGAGAAGAAUGAAGAGGUCUGGAAGUUUAUUGUACCUUAUCGACGCCUGUGUAAAACCUGGAUAACUCCAGGGUAA
Molecule: messenger RNA, 822 nt
Organism: Haliaeetus leucocephalus (bald eagle)
Lineage: Eukaryota; Metazoa; Chordata; Aves; Accipitriformes; Accipitridae
Product: carboxymethylenebutenolidase homolog
Exons: 6
Coding region: 1-822 (273 amino acids)
Molecular function (GO): hydrolase activity
Source: RefSeq, a predicted model, not a curated record